Triticum aestivum (bread wheat) is the source of this 1984-nucleotide messenger RNA. Its product is annotated as heparanase-like protein 3. Gene Ontology annotation, cellular component: membrane; plant-type cell wall. Lineage: Eukaryota; Viridiplantae; Streptophyta; Magnoliopsida; Poales; Poaceae. The transcript has 9 exons. The record is from RefSeq and is a predicted model, not a curated record. The coding region runs from base 80 to 1720 and encodes 546 amino acids. Gene Ontology annotation, molecular function: beta-glucuronidase activity.
GAGAAGAGGGAAGGAGGGCGGCGGGGGCAGCGGUCUUGCUGUCGCCGGAGGCGGCGGCCGGCCGGCGGAGCGCGAGGAGAUGACGAUCGCCGGCGGGGAUCUGUCGGUCCGCCGGCGGACGGUGUCGGCAUCGUCUUCCGCGGCUGCCAGGGGCCCCGUCGACGGCGUCCCACGCCGAGCCCGAGCGUGGCUCGCUGUGGCGCUGUGCCUCUUCGCACUGCUGCGGCUCGGGGCGGCGGCGGAGUCGGGCGUCGUCAAGGUGGACGGCCCCGUCGCCAUCGCGUCCACCGGCGACUUCUUCGUCUGCGCCACGCUCGACUGGUGGCCGCCGGACAAGUGCGACUACGGCACGUGCAGCUGGGGCAGCGCCUCCCUACUCAACCUGGACCUCUCCAACGGAAUCCUGCUCAACGCCGUCAGAGCCUUCUCGCCGCUGGUGCUCCGGCUGGGCGGCACGCUGCAGGACAAGGUGAUCUACCACACCCCGGGCGACGGGCGGCUGCCGUGCGUGCCCUUCACCAAGAGCGAGUCGGCGGUGUUCGGCUUCACUCGCGGGUGCCUGACCAUGGCCCGCUGGGACGAGCUCAACGCCUUCUUCCAGAAAUCUGGUGCAAAGGUAGUCUUCGGGCUGAACGCUCUCAACGGCCGUGAUCCGGAUGGCGGGUAUUAUAUGGGAGGGAGCUGGGACAUGACCAAUGCAGCAUCCUUCAUCCAGUACACCGUCAGCAAGGGCUACGACAUCCAUGGCUGGGAGCUCGGAAAUGAGCUCGGAGGCAAGGCAGUCGGCACCUUGAUCGCAGCCGAUAUGUACGCCCAAGACGCUACCUUUCUGAAAUGGGUCAUGGAAUAUAUUUACGAGGACAGCCCAUCGAAGCCGCUGCUGCUCGCUCCGGGAAGCUUCUUCGACGAAGACUGGUUCGGCGAGUUCAUCACCAAAACCAGUCCAGAUACCGUCAGUGUGGUUAGCCACCACAUUUACAACCUAGGGCCAGGGGUGGACACACACAUCGUCGAGAAGAUCCUCGACCCGUCGUUCCUCGAUGGAACGGCAAGAACAUUCAGUGACCUCCAGAGGUUGCUGAAAACCGCAGGGACGUCGGCCGCCGCGUGGGUUGGCGAGGCUGGAGGGGCUUACAACAGUGGCCACCACCUUGUGACCGACGCAUUUGUGUUCAGCUUCUGGUACCUGGACCAACUUGGCAUGUCGGCGAAGUACGACACGAAGACUUACUGCAGGCAGAGCUUCAUUGGUGGCAACUAUGGCCUGCUCAAUACAACAACAUUCCAACCAAACCCUGACUACUACAGUGCUCUACUAUGGCAUCGCCUGAUGGGUAGCACAGUUCUAGACGCCAAAUUCAGCGGCACCAACAACCUGAUCCGUGCCUACGCACAUUGUGCGAAGAACUCGCCAGGGAUCACUAUCUUGCUUAUAAACCUCCACAGCAACGCCAGGAAUGACGUGUCCUUGACAAGUGAGGAGCUGCGUGUAGUUCAGGCGUCUGGAGCCACGAGGGAGGAGUACCACCUCCUCCCUGAAGGUGGCGACAUUCAGAGCCAGGUGAUGAUGCUCAACGGCAGGCCCUUGACCACUGAUGCCGAUGGGAACAUCCCCAGGAUGGAGCCCAUGACAGUGGAUGCAGCGCAGCCCAUCUCUAUUGCGCCUCUGUCCAUUGUUUUUGUUCAUAUGCCCAGUUAUUAUGCCCCUGUGUGUAGUUAAGUGCGUAUGACAUGGAGCCACAUUGUGUAAAUUAGUGAACUGAAGUAAUUGUAUGUCUUACCAUGUCAUAAUGAAUUCAGUUCGACUUAGCUAGGAAGUAUAUGGUGGAGCUGGAUAUUGUACUCGUCUUAAUUGUAGAGUAUAUAUGGUGACUUUUAGCUGUUGAUUGGUUGUGUGGUUCGUCUGAGGCUGGAACCAAACUGUAUUUUAGCUGCUUCGAAGGACCACUCAUGCUGCCAAUAGACAGAUCCACUCAUUUUCAUC